UUUAGCAGUAUGAGCGCACUCAGCGGGAGUUUGAACCGUUUUGUGCUAAGUGCCACGACCUCGCUUAGAGCUGGCUUCACGUCGCAGGAUUCAGAUCCGACAUCGUGGGACAAAACGCAACGGUCCCAGUCAAUCCUCUCAGCAACGCUAACCGGGUCAUCCUGACUUUGGCGUGCCAUGACACGACCGGUCGACGCGAGGGGCGUCGAGGAGAGGGGAGGGACGCUUCCAUCGAGUCCGAUUACGCAACGCCCCGUUUGCAGCAAGCAACCGACCCUCGAUCCCCGAUCCCGGCCGUUCCUUAGACUCCGCGGGUGGUAGCAAUGUGCGCACGCUUGUCUUUGAGUUGACUCAAAAGCAGGCCGCUCCAUAAAAUCCAAGGGUAGUAGUAGUACGCUCGCGCUUGCCGCAACGGACGCCCGUAGCGGUUGCCGAGCCGCAUGAUGCCGCCGCGAUUGCUUGCACGAGCCGUGUUCUGCGAAAACUGGCUUAACCGUUGGAUGGGGGAGAACUCCCUCGCCGCAACCGAAGGGAGCCUUGUUCCUCGCUAGGGAGUGCCCCCUCCGGCGAGCAAUGCCCUUUUGAUAUACUCUUUCCGUCUCUCCGUCCCCCUUCACGCGGGUCGCCAGACUUUCGUCGCUCGCUCGCCCGCUCCCUCGCUCGCCAUGGGCUCGCCGCUGUCGCCCUGCGACUGUGCGAUCGGCGUGCGACCCAGCGCGAUUGAGGCGGUUGAAGAGGUUGACUCCCCGUGCGAGCUGCCAAUCGGGAGGGUGCACGCGUCGCCCACCCGCCCGCUGCCAGCAACGGCAAUGGCAACGGCAGGGAGAGAGAUCCGCCUAAGUCUGGGUGUGCGUCGACUGAAAGCUAUUAAAGCAACCGACUCAGGCCACCUGAAAGAUCAUCCGAGUCUUGCUCUCUUCAACCCACAAGCACCUCCGGGGUCUCACCCCUCCCGGCUGAAUUGAGCCAGCAAUCAGCGUCGGCAACUUCUAAGGUAGUCACUGCUUGGCCAGCGACUGCAAGCUCCAAGGCUCCACUCCAUAAGACCAGGCGUAAGCCUCUCCUUUGAGAGGUUUUUUUUUUUCCCUCCCCUCAGUAGGACGACCAGGCUAUCGGUCGCCAUGGCGCGCCAAUCCUCUCUCGUGUUCUCGCUGCUCGCGCUUCUCCUCGCAUGCGCGCUCCUUGCGCCCUCCGCCUCCGCCAGCCGCCACCUGGCGGAAGAUGACGACUACGUCGAGCCCGUGGCGGACGAAAAUGCGGUUCCGGAGGCCUCGGGCGGCUUUGGCGGAAACGCCGGCGCGGACGCUGGCGGAGGCGCAAGGGGACUCUCCUUUCCGCCGAACUUCCCCGGCGCAGCAGGCGGCGCAGCUAGCGGCGGAGCUGGGGGCGCGGCUGGGGGCGCAGCUGGGGGCGCAGCCCCAGGGUUCCCGGGAAGCGACAACGGCACCGGCACCGGCAACGGCAACGGCAAUUCCACCGACGACUCGUCAGACGACGACGAAGAGCUGGUUGACACGCCCAUCAGCCCGCUCUUCGACCUGGCGCUCGAGGGCGCGGAUAUGGAGUUCGCUCAGAAGCUCAAUCCCUCUCCCCUCCCCGCGGACGCGCCCUUGGAGGUGAAGCAGUUCCUCGCGGCGCAGGUGCAGCCGGGGCAGGUGGAGGCCGACCCCGGGCGCAAGCUGGCUGCUGCUGUUGAGAAGAAGCCGAACAACACGACGCCGUUUGGAUUCUACCCCUAUGACUCUCCCAAGUACCACAAGGUGUUUGGAAUAGCGGUGAAGAACGUUAAGAAGAACUUCUGGUACACGUGGGUGAACAAGCAGAACUACUGGUACGGCGCCGACGACUGGGCCACUGGCUACUGGACCUGCCGUUUCACCGCCCCUCACCCGCUGCACGGCUUUAACUGCACCAAGGAUGAAACGUGCCCUGGGUGCGACCGCUGCCGCGGGUGGAAGUGCUUCCGCAACAUGCACCUGCCCACCUACGGCUCCUCUAACGGCCAAGCCUACGCGAUCAACAUUAUGACUGCCGCGUCCCGCCCGAAGAACUAUGGUGUGUGCCGCAAUGCUGGGGAGCCCACUGACAAGGGGUGUGGCAUGGAUAAAUCUGCCGGCGGGGGCUUCGGCGUCUUCCUCCCCUAGACCCUGUUGCCGGAUGGCGUCGGCGACUGGCGUGUUUUGUCUCUUGUGGGGGACAGGGGUAAAGGGGCAUUGGGGUCCUGGGUAGGGGCCGGAGGGAUGAUGAGGAGAGGUGGAGGAGAGGGGUAGGUUGAUACGGUUCAAGAGUUAGGGAAUGGAGGGUCGCUUGAUACGGUGACGAUUGGGGGAGGGGUUUGUGGUGCUGUGAGUGCCUUAGCAAGCCUGGUUCUUGCUCCAAGCAGCAUGCCUGUCUCUUUGCUUUUCUGUGUGAUCGGGAUCAUUACAGAGGGCAUGCGGAUUGUAGUGAGACCUGCUUGUAACCCACUCAUUUGAAUAAAAGGACUGGAUUUCUUACUCCUUGUUUGUCAGCUAACUACCGUUCUGCUGUUCCUUUUGCAACAAAGGCAAUACUAGCCAGGGUGGGUGGGUGGUGGGAAGUGGCCUAAACACCAACAAUGCCCCCCUUGAGUAAUGGUUGCAGGCCUUUCCCCUUUUAGAACGACGUUUAUGAAUGUAGACAAUGACUAACUAUU
Molecule: messenger RNA, 2674 nt
Organism: Closterium sp. NIES-67
Lineage: Eukaryota; Viridiplantae; Streptophyta; Zygnematophyceae; Desmidiales; Closteriaceae
Source: the annotation of a GenBank genome assembly